ACAUGUGUCUCUUGGUAGACACAAUGACGUCACAUGUCUGGCUCGCACGCGCCCGGAGGAGGAGCGCUGGGACGCGACAGAGGAAGAAGGGAAAAAAAGAAAAAACACCAACCAUCAACGGGUCACGAACUAUGACCUUUAACAGCAGAAAAUCCAAAUAAUUAAUUUUGUAAAAUAUCAGACAGCUCCCAAAUCGCCGUUUGUCCACUUUUUGAGUCCUCACUAAUGACCUUACAUCAUCAUCAUCAUCAUCAUCAUGACGGCCAACCUGAAUUUGCUCGCUCAGCAGAAAGCGGACUUUGAUUACGAGGCAGAGACUCGGCGAUGAGUCAGUCACCCAAGUGCUUUCAGAUUGUGUCUAGUGAGGCUCCAGCAACAUCACAGCAGAUACAGAUUGUAACUGACCGGCAGAGUGGUCCGAAGAUUCAGAUCGUAACUGCCAUGAACCCUUCCAGUGCUCCCAAGCAGCAAUUCAUUCUGACCACAUCGGACAGCUCAGGGGCAGGAAAAGUUAUUCUGACCUCUCCAGACAACCACAGCACAAAGCAGCUAAUUUUUACAUCUGCAGACAGCCUCAUGCAAGGAAAGAUACAGAUUGUUACAGAUCCUCUGUCGAUGGAGCAGUUGCUCGGCCAUUCGGGCGAUCUGAGUCGGCCGCAGAUGCUCGAGUACUGUGUGGUGUGUGGGGAUAAGGCUUCAGGCCGUCACUACGGAGCGAUGAGUUGUGAGGGAUGCAAAGGUUUCUUCAAGCGGAGUGUGAGGAAAAACCUGACCUACAGCUGCCGCAGUAAGCAGGAUUGCGUCAUUAACAAGCACCACCGCAACCGCUGUCAGUUCUGCCGGUUGAAGAAAUGCCUCAACAUGGGGAUGAAGACUGACUCCGUUCAAAGCGAGAGGAAGCCUGCCGAUGUUGUGCCUAGAGAGAAACAUGUCAACUGCGCACCCUCCACCCAAAAAAUAUACAUCCGCAAGGAUAUUAACAGUCCACUCAUCGCCACGCCAACCUUCAUCUCGGACACAGAGACAGAUGGCUCCAGAUCGAGCCUGCUGGACCAGGGGAUGCUGGUUAACAUCCAGCAGCCCGUCAUGCAGAGUGAUGGAACGCUGAUGCUGACAACUGAUUCAAAGAUGGAGUCCGGCCAUAGUGACCUUGGGACGUUGGCAAAUGUGGUGACAUCACUGGCCAGCCUGAGCGAUUCUUUAAAGCAGAACUUGAAAAAUGGAGAUUCAUCCGACUGCCAAUAUAUGGAAAAAAACACUACAGAGAUAACACGUGCCUUUGACACCCUGGCCAAAGUUCUCAAUCCCCCUGAAGUGGGCGUCAUAACCGACAAGUGUGUUAGUGAAACGACCUUACAGCUAAUUGGUCAAGACCAGGAGACCCCAAUCAUUGAGGUGGAAGGGCCGCUGCUCACGGAUGGCCAUGUUAAAUUUAAGCUGACCAUGCCUAGCCCCAUGCCUGAGUACCUGAAUGUACACUACAUCUGUGAGUCGGCCUCCAGGCUUCUCUUCCUCUCAAUGCACUGGGCACGUUCCAUCCCUGCCUUCGUAGCCCUCGGGCAGGAAGAAAACACCAAUUUGGUGCGAGCCUGCUGGAACGAGCUCUUCACUCUGGGUCUCGCUCAAUGUGCUCAUGUGAUGAACCUGUCCACCAUCUUGGCUGCCAUUGUCAACCACCUUCAAAGCAGCAUCCAGGAUGACAAGCUGUCAGUGGAGAGAGUGAAGCAGGUGAUGGAGCACAUCUGGAAGUUCCAGGAGUUUUGCAACAGCAUGACGAGAUUGGAGACAGACAACUAUGAGUACGCCUACUUGAAGGCCAUCGUCUUGUUCAGUCCCGAUCACCCUGGUGUCGACUGCAGCGGACAGGUGGAAAAGUUUCAAGAAAAAGCCUUGAUGGAGCUACAGGACUAUGUGCAGAAAACAUAUCCAGAUGACACGUACAGGUUGACUCGCAUCCUGACUCGACUCCCGGCGCUGCGCCUCAUGAACUCCAACAUCACCGAGGAGCUCUUCUUUACUGGCUUGAUCGGCAACGUCUCGAUUGACAGCAUCAUUCCCUACAUCCUCAAGAUGGAAACAGCUGAGUAUAACAGCCAGGAUGUCGACCCUGCUGAGUGAUGAGGAAAAACAUUUCCAAGUCUCCACUUCAGGUACUCUUUGUUCCCUCGAGGGUUGGUCCAGGUUUCGUGUUGAAACUGUGUUGAGUAUCCUACAGUGGCCUCAUGAUGUACAAAUCCUAAAGCCUUUGGAGGCAUACUCUCAUCUCAUCAAUGAAACCCAAUGGUUCAAAAUUGCAUCUGACCUAAAGAUGGAAUAAUAAAGAAUCCAACUAAAUACAGUGUAAAAACGAACAUAUGACUUCUAAUUUUUUGCCUGCAUUUCAAAUGUAUGUUUUAAUACGUAUGAAUUGCCUUGCGGUACAAACUGGUAUCUGAUACCCCUCAUGUGCAUUUAGUCUAAGCAAUUACAAAUGUUAUGAAAUAUAAAUAUGUGUUGCAAUGCCUUUGCUAAUCUUGGUUUUUUUAUUUUAUUUUUUUUUUAUCUAUGAACACAUGUAACUAACAACUGGAAGGAGAGCAUCUAUCAGGUGCAUAGGUCUACUUGUGUAAUAGCAGCACAACAGACCUCCAUUGUUUAUCUGUAAGCAAAGUUCUUUUAUAGGUAACGGAUAUUACCCUUGAUGUAUUUAUUCCAGUUUUUAGCUCUCUAGCUUUCUUUCAUACAAUUAGCCAAAUUAUUAAAUUGUAUCAGGUUUAUAUUUUGGUUGCUGAAUGGCAUCGCUGAUGUUCUGAGUGCUUCUGUUAUGCACAUGUAUUUCUGGCCUUGAAUCAAUUCAUGGCUAAUGUCUCCCGUGCAAUCACCUCAUCACUUUUCCCUUUAUGACAAUCACAAUUUCUUUAUUUCCUGUCCUGUCAUUGUCUCUUGACUGUUUGUCUCCAUUUUGUAUGUUUAUUUAUCAAAAACAUUUAUUUUUACACACUUGUCUAAGUGUAGCAUUGCUACUGUUUUUGUGCUUAAGUUUGCAAAGUGCACAUCAGACCACUUUUGUGGCAAUCGUACACAUCUGUCCUGACUGCACUCUUUGUGUUUUGUAUGUUUUCUGAAGACUACAAAAUUGUUCUGAACAAUUUUGCUUGUUGCAUACUAAGUGUACUUUGGGGCAGGAUUCCCUAAUUUUAGGGGGGG
Hippocampus zosterae (dwarf seahorse) is the source of this 3186-nucleotide messenger RNA. RefSeq names its product nuclear receptor subfamily 2, group C, member 2 (gene nr2c2). Gene Ontology annotation, molecular function: nuclear receptor activity; RNA polymerase II cis-regulatory region sequence-specific DNA binding; zinc ion binding. The transcript is spliced from 15 exons. NCBI's taxonomy places the organism in Eukaryota, Metazoa, Chordata, Actinopteri, Syngnathiformes, Syngnathidae. Bases 325 to 2118 code for a protein of 597 amino acids. Gene Ontology annotation, biological process: cell differentiation; anatomical structure development; positive regulation of transcription by RNA polymerase II. The record is from RefSeq and is a predicted model, not a curated record.